Messenger RNA from Haliotis rubra (blacklip abalone), 1329 nucleotides. RefSeq lists its product as uncharacterized. NCBI's taxonomy places the organism in Eukaryota, Metazoa, Mollusca, Gastropoda, Lepetellida, Haliotidae. The record is from RefSeq and is a predicted model, not a curated record. Bases 6 to 893 code for a protein of 295 amino acids. The transcript is spliced from 5 exons.
UCAACAUGGGCGUCAUGUUGACUUUUGCUUUCCUCGCGUUAGUGGCAGUCAUCUCAGGACUACAGACAUGUUCCUGGGGUACAGACACCAGCUCCACUCAAAUCCUACUGGAUGUGUCUACCACACAGAUCAACACAGGGGGAGGGAUAUGUUCCUGUAGACUGACUGUGUCACAGACAACACAGGUGGAUAUGUUCACUGUUAGCUGGAUACCACAGUGUGACACAUACAUGACUAUACCGAAGUGGAGGACAAGUACACAGUGUACAAAUGGUGCUGUUCAGUCUCCACCUGCACAGACUCACACCGUCAACACUGGUGAGGAGAUCUGGAUCCUGGUGGUGGCUACAAAAUAUGGAGCCUACCGACUGUCAGGACAGCUUCAGUUCAAGGUGAAGCAACCGUUAGAUCAGCUAACGUUUGAGUGUUUUGAGCCAAACACUAACAGCAGCACAACUACGACACCUACAACAUCUACAAGGAGAAUUCCAUCUACAUCCCAGCCAACCACUCGUAUUGAAACAGUACGUUCACCUGAUACCACACAUCAAGCACAGCCCACAUCCCCUCCAGGAUCAACUGGUGAGACAAGGACGACUGAAGGUUCUAAAACUGAGAACCCUAGGACAGGAAGUCAAAUUUGCAAUGAUAAUUUUCCAGGUGAAAUAUUUGCUGCAGGAAUAGCCACAGGUGGCGGGGUGGCCAUUGUUGGUCAAGUUAUCUACCUCUGCAUCAUCAGCCCAAGAUACAGCAAAUCCUGCCGUAAGAGUCCUGCUGCUGACAUUCCUAUGUCUCCUGCCCACCCCGCUUAUGCAGGCUUCUUUGACAGCACAGAGGAACCAGCCAACAUCUAUGACAACCUUAGUCCAGAUGAGGUCAUCACCAACCGCUAAAUCAAUGAAUAACGGAUGCAAUCUACAUUAGGUGCUAUUACUAGUGUCUACUGUUGAUAACCUGUCAUUCGCAACUAAGUACUGACAUUCGUUCAAGUCAAACUGUUUUGAAUGUGUCUCUAUGUGCAGUGAUGUAGUACUAAGGUUCAUCUAUAUGUGUGAACACACAGUACAUCAUGGUUCAAACACUUUGGGUGGAAUAUGCUGCUCAAGCAUACAAGUUCAAAGAUUGACACUGCAAUGUAUAUUUUCAAGGCUGCAAUGUAAAUAACUGCUGUGGUGUUUCGCUUUCACACAAAACAUUGCAGGAUGGUUGCAAUAUAGUCUGGCAUCUGUUACUGUGAGAUCUGGAAGAACUGCGCCUUGCUUCUGCCAGCUUGUAUGGACGUAUGACCACAGACGUAAGAAAGUGGAUGAUAAUAAAUAUUACCCCUUA